AUGAAGAGACCGGGAAUUCUUGUUUAUGAUUGUUAUUAUGUUAAACAUGCUAAUCCUUGGAAUUUAGGGAGUUUACUUGAAUAUGACAAUGAAAACCAAGCGAUCACAAAUGUAAAAUACAAAUUUUCUUAUUUGUCAGAAGAGGAAACUAUUGAAGAAUCCAUUUCAAUCACUCCACCCGCUUUAUCUACUUCAUUAACAUCAACCACGGAAGAAAUAGUUGAUAAUAACAUUGAAUCUGACCUUUGCAAACAAAAGGAAAAUAGUAUAUGCGGUUUUCAUGUACAUCAACCAAUAUGGAAUGAAUUAUGUUAUGGAAGAGGAUCGCAAAAGAAUCAUCCCGAGCUAAACACAUGUCCUUUUUUCAACUUUACAUAUUGCGUUUUCUUUGAAACUAUAAAUGGUUUUCCCAUCAAUACGCCUUCUGUGCCAAGAUGUUAUUGUAACAAACCAAUAGUUUUGAGAAGAAUCGGUGCGAAUAGUAAUAAUUUUGGAAAAUGGUUUAUGUCAUGUGCAAGUUACCAAAUACCAGGAGCAAGACCAAAAUGUGCAUGGUUUAAAUGGCCCGGAUUGGUUAAAUAUGAUAGUAAAGAUCAAUGUAGUCAUGAUGAUAUUUACAGAUUUGAACAAGUCUUGAUUAUUGAGGCAAGAUAUCAAAAAUGGCAAUAUGAAAAGAAUUUAGGAAAAAAUAUUCAAUCGAAAUACAAAUAUUAUAAUUCCCAAGCUGACAAAGAUUUAUCAAAUUAUUCAUUAAUGGUUAUGUCAGAACGCUAUACUGGAAUUCCAAAAACUUAUAUUGCUACUAGCUUUGCUGUUACCUUCUUUAUUUUGAUCUUUUUCAAUAUCGGUGGAGAAAUUUUCUCUAAUCUUAUUGGAUGGGUUUAUCCAGCUUUUGCUUCUUUUAAUGCUAUCGAACACGGCAGCAAGGCUGAUACUUCUCAAUGGUUAACUUAUUGGAUUAUAUAUGGAGCUUUUCACGUUGCAGAAUUUUUUUCUAAUUACAUUGUUCGCUGGGUUCCUUCCUACUUUCUUGUCAAAACAAUAUUCCUUAUAUGGCUUUCCUUUCCAACGACUCAAGGCGCAAAAGUUAUUUACGAAAAAGCAGCUAGACCUAUUGUUUCAGAAUAUGAAAGCGGCGAUAAACUUAAUGAUUUUUUGUUUGCCAUACUUAAAAUAUCACCUUUUUACAAGAAAAAGUUUACUUAUCACAAACUUAUUCGCGGAUAUAAUUCAUCCUCAACAGAAAAUGGCUGGAUGGUUUCCGGUUCACCUUGGCCAGUAGUACCUAAUCGACCAAGACAUAAUUCACCAUUUGGAAGUUUUGGACGUUCAUCAUCAUAUGAUUCAAGACCAUAUCAGAGCACAAUUGACAGUUUUAUAUUUUCUUUGGGUGAUGGACAAAAUAUAGCAAAUUCAAAGUUAAGUAGAGUCUUGCAGGAUAAUAUACAAUUUGCUGUGUGUUCUUCUCAGAGACUUGGUCCAUGUUUUGGACAAACAGAUUUGAGAAUGAAUGAUGGUUUUGACUUGCCAGCAAAAUGCACAUGUCAAUGUUAUGAUUAUGAUAAAGAAAUUUGUGAAACACAAAGUUUUUCAGUCGAAGAAUUUGAAGUUUUCCGAGUUGUAAAUAAAGAUGAUCCAGCAUUAAAUGCUCCAUCACCUGCUCAACAAAUACAAGUGCCUCGAGAAGUUCCAAAUUAUCCAACUGCUUGGGGUGAAUUUAUACAUUUUUAA
This is a messenger RNA of Entrophospora candida, 1731 nucleotides long. The record is from the annotation of a GenBank genome assembly. Lineage: Eukaryota; Fungi; Glomeromycota; Glomeromycetes; Entrophosporales; Entrophosporaceae.